This is a messenger RNA of Adineta ricciae, 258 nucleotides long. The record is from the annotation of a GenBank genome assembly. NCBI's taxonomy places the organism in Eukaryota, Metazoa, Rotifera, Eurotatoria, Adinetida, Adinetidae.
AUGGUUUUUCGAAAAAAAAGUAAUUCGCCAUCAUGGUGGUAUAUCAUCACUGCUAUCUAUCUCAUUAUCAUCUACUAUCUUCACAUGGACAUUUCACACCUCGAUUUGAACGGCUUACCUUAUGAUUGUAGUCCCCUAAUUCCAUUGAACCAUCUGGUGAUGUUCAUAUUAAGAUUGAGUGAUAUAGUCUUUCUUGUCUGUAUCGAGAAACUUUCCGAUUUCGAUCGAUGCGUUUCAUUUACUAGUGGGUUUAUAUGA